GCUUGUGUAACUGUCUGAGAUAAGAUAAAAUGGGAAUGCUGUGAUUGGAUGUUACAUGAAAUGGGAUUGCUAACAGAACAGACCACAGAUGCUUGUUAUCACCUGGUCUCAUGAGUUUUUCCUUGGACUUGAUCUGGAAACAGACAGACAAAAUUGUCUGCACAAUGCCUGCGGUCUGCCACGUAAAGGAGGAGAGAGACAAAUGGCACAUCCAGGACCCAGCCAGCCAGCGGCUCACCUGGAAUAAACCACCUGUCAACGUGCUGGUCAUCAGGAAAAUCCGAGAUGAGAGCCUCAUCGAGCCUUUCAAAGAGAUCUGCAGGUUUCUAGUGGAGGAGAAGCAGAUGAUGGUGUACGUGGAACGCCGGGUUGCAGACGACGCUACACUGUCAAAGGACGAGGCAUUUGGCUCCAUCCGCAAUCAGCUCUGCACUUUCAGAGAGGGUUAUGAUGAUAUCUCUGACUGCAUAGACCUGAUCAUCUGUCUGGGUGGAGAUGGCACUCUGCUCUACGCCUCCUCUCUCUUCCAGGGCAGCGUUCCUCCGGUUAUGGCGUUUCACCUCGGCUCUCUGGGUUUCUUGACGCCUUUCAAAUUUGAGUCAUACAAGACCGAAGUGGCCAAAGUGUUUGAAGGCAAUGCAGCCAUCACUCUGCGCAGUCGUCUGAAGGUGAAGGUGGUGAAGGACAUGCUUCAAAGAACAGGCCAGGAGUCGUACAGCAGAGAGCCACAGCAGCUGCAGCAGGAACACAACGGACUCCUUCCUCAUGGACACACCAACAGCGAGGCCGGCAAGGUGACCCUCCAGCUACAGGUGUUGAAUGAGGUGGUGGUGGACCGAGGCCCGUCCUCCUACCUGUCCAAUGUGGACUUGUACCUCGAUGGACGGCUCAUCACCUCAGUGCAGGGAGACGGUGUGAUUGUGUCCACACCUACAGGCAGCACAGCAUAUGCAGCAGCAGCAGGAGCCUCCAUGAUCCAUCCCAAUGUACCCGCCAUCAUGGUCACGCCCAUCUGCCCACACUCGCUCUCCUUCAGGCCCAUCGUGGUCCCUGCUGGGGUGGAGCUCAUGAUCACCUUGUCCCCUGAUGCCAGGAACACUGCCUGGGUCUCCUUUGAUGGCAGGAAAAGACAGGAGAUCCAGCACGGGGACUGCAUCAAGAUUACGACAUCUUGCUUCCCAGUUCCCUCUAUCUGUUGCCAUGACCUGGUGUAUGACUGGUUUGAAAGCCUGGCUCAGUGUUUGCACUGGAACGUACGCAAGAGGCAAGAGCGACUAGCGGACAUCUCGGACUCAUCAGACACCGAAAACUGAAUCGGCGGAUGCUUUUGGUGGUGUUUCUUUUUCAAAUUACUGUUAAAUUAGUCCUUUGAAUAGCAUGUUUAAUGAGCAUAUUGUGUAUAAAGUAUUUUAUGCAUUUGAAAAAGCAUCUCAUUACAUUCCAGUACAAACCCAAUCUGUCACUUAGGAUUAUGGGUAAGAAACACUAAUAAAUAAGAAAAAGGACUGUAAAUGUAAAUUUGUACAUACAGGAUUGAAAUAUAUAUGUAUAUAAUGUCAUAUGUAUGUGAUAUUUAUAUAAAUUGGAGCUUAAAAAGACUUACAACUGAGUUUCUAUUACUGAGCCAGCCGAAGACUACUGCUUGUAAUUGUUCUGUACAAAACACAUCCUGCAUUGUGCAAUCCAAAGCCCUCUUUCUGUAUGUUCUAACAGGAACUGUUAUGUACAAGUUAGAUUCUACAAGUCAGAUUGCAUGUUGAACAAAACAAAAUGGAAUGAGUUGGAGAAACUUACACCAGUCACGUUGCUUUCAUAUGCUGUCAAUGUGAAAAAGUAGAAAAAUAAAGAAACCGAAACU
Molecule: messenger RNA, 1858 nt
Organism: Etheostoma cragini (Arkansas darter)
Lineage: Eukaryota; Metazoa; Chordata; Actinopteri; Perciformes; Percidae
Gene: nadkb
Product: NAD kinase b
Exons: 10
Coding region: 111-1313 (400 amino acids)
Biological process (GO): NADP+ biosynthetic process; NAD+ metabolic process
Molecular function (GO): NAD+ kinase activity
Source: RefSeq, a predicted model, not a curated record